AUGAACUUACUCUCUGUACAUGAUAGAUCCUCGUAUGUGGAGGCGCUGGACAACAUAUCCAAAGGUCGUUUAUUCACUGAUUUUGCCUCCUUUACAUUUGCAUCGCUCUCAUCAAACUUCAAUGAAACAGGUCAUGCUGAAUCUGCACCUCCAAACAUUCCGCUGGAACGAGGUGAUAUUCGCAACUCGGCAUUCCUGAAUGAUGUCUUUACAAAGCACAAGCCUGAUGCUGUCAUCCACUUGUGUGCUUCCAUUGAAGCUGGUGAAAGUGUCAAUGAUCCAUUGUCCUUUUGGGAUAACAAUGUAUACGGAACACAGAAAUUGCUAGAAGCCAUGCGGGAUCAUGGAUGCAAAUACUUUGUGUUUUCAUCAACUGCUGCUCUAUUCGGUCUACCAAAACGUGUACCCAUUGAAUCGGAUGAUCCAAUUGCUCCAGUCAAUCCAUAUGGAGACACGAAAUAUGCUGUGGAACUCAUGCUUCGAAACUCUGAUGUAGCUCACGGUAUCAAGUCUGUAUGCCUUCGUUACUUCAAUGCUUGCGGUGCCGAUGCCAGUGGUGAAAUUGGAGAAGUACAUCAACCAGAGUCUCACUUGAUUCCAAUCUUGUUGCAAGUGGCUUUGGGUCAACGAGAAAAGGCAUAUCUGUUUGGUGACGACUAUCCUACUCCUGAUGGAACUUGUAUUAGAGACUAUAUUCACGUUACGGAUUUGGCUUCUGCUCACAUCAAGGCUGUCGACUUUCUGGUGAAAAGUAACACCUCUGAUCGAUUCAAUUUGGGAUCUGGACAAGGAUUCUCUGUCAAGGAAAUUGUAGAAGCCGUGAGAAAAGUUACAGGUCAUCCACUUCCUAUUGAAAUCAAGCCUCGUCGUGCUGGCGAUCCACCAGUACUGAUUGCUGCUUCAGGAAAAGCCGAGGAGAUAUUGGGAUGGAAGAGAACUUAUACAAAUGCCAAACGACCAACCCAAAUGACAUUAGAAGAACACAUGUAUUCUCGCGAAGUUGGUAACGGCUCUAGUGGCUAUGAAGCAGGAGACUUGAAACUGCCUCCAUUAGAACAGCUUCAAAAUCCGAAACGACCACAACGAGCUGCAGUGAAGAACCGACUUCCCAUAGUAGAGGAUCCUAGUGAUGUAGAUGAAUUAGAUGAUGAGCAACCUGCUGCCCAAGACAAACCAAAUGAUGCCGUCUAUCCACCACAAUCUGAUUACAAUCAAGGCUAUAACAUGUAUUACAACAACAAUCGAGGUCCCUACGGCUCGCUUCCCCCACCACCACGACAACAGCAAUACAGCCCUCCCAUGAAUGUACCUGGUUACCCAGUCGAGCCUCCGAUAGUGCCACACCGUGAACAACAGCAACAUCAGCAACAACCUGUAUAUCCUCUAGAUGCACCAGGUACGCCAACAUCUUCCGACGAUGGGCCAACUACGUCCAACACGAAAGCUCGCCCGUCCAACUCGGCUUCGCGUGGAUCUCGUCGCGCAAUAUCAUCAGAUGGAGGUCCAUUCUUCAAAGCGACUCGUCAAGUACGAGUUCUUGAAACUAUGGAACGUGACGAGCAGUUUGGAAUCAAAAUCCAGCCAUGGAUUGAUAAAGGCUUCUUUAUGGCUGAUGGUGAUUGGACUUGCUAUCGUCGUAACUACUUCCAGGUGUCUACGUCUUGGACUGGCUCGACUCUAAUAUCUGGGAAAUCGCUGGACUUGCCGUGCUUGGUAUAUGAUGCCAACAAUCCAGCUGAAAUAAUCCGUACUAUAACAUCCUUCCAUAUUGGCCUGAUUGCUCGGUCAGCUACUACAGGUCGUGAUAUCGAACUCGUACAACAUACCGCUAAACGUGAUAAAGGUCCGCAAACUAUACCACUGCCUCGUCAAUGUAACCCUACUAAACCAGGAGCUAGUGCCAUUGUACAAGCGUUUGAACGUCUUCAAUUCAAACAAGCUACAGCAAACAAUGGGCGUCGUCGAGCUACUCAACAAUACCAUGUACUUGUAGUCCAGCUCCACGGUCGAACAGCUGAUGGUAUGGAUUUAAUUGUCGCUGAAUCCGAAUCAGCAAACUUGGUAGUCCGUGGUCGUGCACCUGGACAUUAUCAGGCACAGGAGAAUCGUCACUCGGGAGAAAACUCGAGAGCUGCUUCACCUACAUCUGACGGUGAUGAUGAGCAAGAUCUCCACGAUCACGGCGGUAAUAGUAGUAGCACUGUGGGAGCUCCCAGUACCAUGCCAUAUCAGUCCAGCUUCCCUCAACAUGAGCAAUUACAACAACCGCAAAUGCCCCAACACCAAGUACAUCAUCAACAACAACAGCAACAGGGGCCUACGCAACCAAACGUAGGGUAUGCUACUCAGCCAUUCUACUCGUAUCCUCCUUCUUCGUAUGGUGUCCCACCUGAAGGUGACUGGAACCAUCGUGGACAACCAGACUUGGGAGGAAUACAUCAUAGUAGAUACCCAGAUCACUUUGGAGCUCCUCCGUAUUAUAGUGAGCCUCCACAGCGUGGACCUCCUACAUACAGGUAUCCUCCUCCAGAGCAACCAAUGGCGCUAUCUCACCUUCCUCCUCAACAACAUAUGGGUCGCAACAGUAUGGACGGCUCCCGCAAACGAAGCAUGUCUGGUAGAGAUGAUGAAGAAGAAGCAGAGUUUGAUGACUAUCCUCAGCAUACCGCUGCUGCUCAUCAUGAUACUGGUGCAGAUGAAGACGAUGGGGAAUCGGGUGAGGAGGAAUAUCAAGAUGAAGAUGAUGAAGAUUUCGGUAGCCGUCGUAAACCCGCAAAGAAAUCUCGAACUCGUCGUUAA
Synchytrium microbalum is the source of this 2799-nucleotide messenger RNA. It is a transcript of the gene GAL10, whose product is annotated as UDP-glucose 4-epimerase. Bases 1 to 2799 code for a protein of 932 amino acids. The record is from RefSeq and is a predicted model, not a curated record. Gene Ontology annotation, cellular component: cytosol. Gene Ontology annotation, molecular function: UDP-glucose 4-epimerase activity; DNA-binding transcription factor activity; DNA binding. The transcript is spliced from 9 exons. NCBI's taxonomy places the organism in Eukaryota, Fungi, Chytridiomycota, Chytridiomycetes, Synchytriales, Synchytriaceae. Gene Ontology annotation, biological process: regulation of DNA-templated transcription; beta-D-galactose catabolic process via UDP-galactose, Leloir pathway.